AUUGGGACCAUUCAGAUGACCCCAAUCCUAGGGGCCUACGUGGCUGAUGCCUGUAUCGGCCGCUAUUGGACGUUCCUGAUUGCAUCUGCAAUCUAUUUCAUGGGAAUGUGUUUGUUAACACUAGCAGCUUCAGUCCUUGGACUAAGACCACCUAGUUGUGCUGAUGUUAAUGCCUCAGACUGUAAGAAGGCCUCAACCUUACAGUUAGCUGUGUUCUAUGUUGCACUGUCUUUAUUAGCUCUUGGGAUUGGUGGGACCAAGCCCAACAUCUCGACCAUCGGCACGGAUCAAUUCGACGACUUUGAGCCCAAGGAGAAAGCCCAAAAGCUCUCAUUCUUCAAUUGGUGGAUGUUCAGUGUGUUCUUUUCUACUCUUUUUGCCAACACCAUAAUUGUAUACAUACAAGACACUGUGGGCUGGGCAUUGGGCUAUGGGCUUGCAACCGCGGGCCUUGCAAUAGCCAUCUUGAUAUUCUUGGCUGGAACACCAUUCUACAGGCACAGGGUGCCCACGGGGAGUCCCUUUACAAUGAUGGCCGAGGUCAUAGUGGCUGCACUGAGGAAGUGGAAGGUACCCAUUCCUAGUGACCCCAAAGAACUAUAUGAACUUGACUUGGAAGAGUACACCAAAAAGGGGAAGUUUAGGAUUGAUUCCACACCCACCUUGAGGUUCCUCAAUAAAGCAAGUGUGAAAACAGGUUCAACUGAUCCAUGGAUGCUAUGCCCGGUUACCCAAGUUGAGGAAACCAAACAAAUGUUACGAAUGUUACCAAUAUUGGUAGCCACCUUUGUGCCUAGCACAAUGAUUGCACAGAUCCACACCCUUUUCAUUAUGCAAGGCACUACUCUUGACAGACAAAUUGGCAGCUUCAAAAUCCCCCCGGCCAGUUUAGUAGGUUUUGCGACACUGUCUACGCUUGUUUCUGUAUUUCUGUAUGCCCGGUUCUUUGUCAGGAUCAUGAGAAGGUGGACAAAGAAUCCUAGGGGCAUCACCCUCCUCCAGAGAAUGGGAAUUGGUAUGGCAUUUCAUAUCUUCAUAAUGAUGAUCGCGUCGCUCAUUGAGAGGCAUAGACUAAGUGUUGCCAAGGACCAUGGUGUAAUUGAAAAUGGAAACCAAGUGCCUUUAACCAUAUUCAUUUUACUUCCUCAAUUUGUGCUUAUGGGAAUUGCUGAUGCAUUUCUAGAGGUAGCCAAGAUUGAGUUUUUCAAUGACCAAGCACCAGAGAACAUGAAAAGUAUUGGGACUUCCUAUUCCUCCACUACUUUGGGAGUUGGGAAUUUCACAAGUAGCUUCCUUCUAUCAACAGUUCUUCACAUGACCAAGAAGCAUGGUCGCAAAGGAUGGAUUCUCAAUAACCUCAACGACUCUCAUCUCGAUUAUUACUAUGCAUUUUUCGCGAUACUGAGCUUCUUGAACUUCAUUUUCUUCUUGGUCGUGAGCAAGUUCUAUGUGUACAAGGCUGAAGUUUCGAAUUCAAUGCAAGUGCUUAGAGAUGAGUUAAAGGGAUCGACAGCUAGGGACUGUGUCUGAUGAAGAACCGAAACAGAUGAGGCUUUUAGGAUUUUAUUUAUGUACUAAGAUUUGAUUAGAGUUUUUUUUAUGCCUAUUUAUAGGUGGGCUGAUAUCAUUUGUGAUGUACCUUUGUAUGAUUGAUUGAUUAUUUAA
Cornus florida is the source of this 1665-nucleotide messenger RNA. Its product is annotated as protein NRT1/ PTR FAMILY 5.2-like. Bases 16 to 1530 code for a protein of 504 amino acids. Gene Ontology annotation, biological process: transmembrane transport. The transcript has 3 exons. Gene Ontology annotation, molecular function: tripeptide transmembrane transporter activity. The record is from RefSeq and is a predicted model, not a curated record. Lineage: Eukaryota; Viridiplantae; Streptophyta; Magnoliopsida; Cornales; Cornaceae. Gene Ontology annotation, cellular component: membrane.